AUGAGAAGCCGGAAACUUUCCAACAUUUAUUUAGCUGGCUGCAAGCUUCGAGGGACUCUCCCAAAUUUCACAACCCCUGAUUCAUUAAGCUCUUUGGACCUGUCAGAUAACUAUUUCACUGAAGAUGGACUUUCAUCAAUUGACCUCCAUUCAAACCAACUCUACGGUUCUCUAUCAAGUAUUCUAAGCAACAAGACAAGCAAGUUUCUGGAGGUUGAACGAUUGGACAUUUCAAGGAACCAAAUAGGAGGCACAAUCCCAACCAGUUUAGGAUUGUUGCUCAAGUUGCAGUGGUUGGAUUUGUCCAUCAACACACUUUCCGGGAAAAUCCCUGACAGCUUGCUACAGAUUGAAGCGCUGAGACACGCAAGCUUCAGGGCCAACAGAUUAUGCGGUGAGAUCCCACAAGGAAGACCAUUGAACAUCUUUCCUCCAGUAACUUAUGCCCAUAAUCUGUGUUUAUGUGGCAGGCCCUUGCCACCUUGUAAGGGAAAGAAGUGA
Molecule: messenger RNA, 501 nt
Organism: Coffea eugenioides
Lineage: Eukaryota; Viridiplantae; Streptophyta; Magnoliopsida; Gentianales; Rubiaceae
Product: DNA damage-repair/toleration protein DRT100-like
Exons: 3
Coding region: 1-501 (166 amino acids)
Molecular function (GO): protein binding
Source: RefSeq, a predicted model, not a curated record